Rotaria sp. Silwood2 is the source of this 705-nucleotide messenger RNA. Lineage: Eukaryota; Metazoa; Rotifera; Eurotatoria; Philodinida; Philodinidae. The record is from the annotation of a GenBank genome assembly.
AUGACUGAUGAUUCUCUUCCAAUAGUUCCAUCAUCUGAUAGAAUAUCAUUAUCAAACGAUAAAAAAUCAUCGUCGUGGAAUUUUGAUGAUUUACAUCAUGAAGAUGAAUCUGAUAGUUCCAAUGAUUUUUUUUCUGUAUUAAAAAAAAAUGUUUCUAAACAUGUUUAUUUGGAUGAAGAUAUUUCAAAUGAUAAUUGUUUAUCAAAUAAAAUAACUGAACGUUCAACAGUUCGUCUUGAUAGUAGUGAUUUAAUAUCACGUUGUAAACAUUUUCUUCCAUUAUUAACUGAUGCUAAUCAAACAUUAUUUUCAAAAAUAAAAUCAGGUGAAAAUGUUCGUAUUGAAUUAGAUUCUGAUCAAGAUAAUGAUAAUGAUGGACAAACAAUUGAAAUGAAUUUAAUGUUUUGUCCAAAUGUUGAUACAUCAUCGGAAUCUAAUAAUACUUCUGAUGAAAGUGAUGAUGAUGAUGAUGAUCAAAUGAAAAUAACAACAUUACAAUCUAUUAAGAAAAAUAGUCAAGUUAAUAUUAUUGAAAUUCAAUCAACAAAUAAUAAUCAAGAUGAUAAUAAAUCUGAAGAUAUUAUAUGUAAAUCUAUCAUGUCAGUAUCUAUAACAAAUACAGUAGCUCCACAUGCAUCGACAGCAACUUCGAUUACAUCAGUAGAUUCAACCAAAAAUGCUGAACCACUUGCUGUUCGAGGUUAG